AUGUCGCUGGGCUUCGCGAUCGACCGUGGUGGCACCUUCACAGACGUUAUCGUAUUCAAGCCUAAUAGUGAGGUAGAAGUACUCAAAGUGCUCUCAGUGGACCCAUCGAACUACUCGGAUGCACCAACUGAAGCGAUCCGACAGGUUUUGGAGAGGGAGAGUGGAAAGAAGAUACCGAGGGGCGUCCCAUUGCCGACAGAUUCCAUCUCCUGGAUCCGUAUGGGUACUACUGUAGCCACAAACGCUCUUUUGGAGCGUAAAGGAGAGCGUAUCGGACUUCUGAUAACUAAAGGGUUCAAGGAUCUUCUUUUCAUCGGAAACCAGUCGCGCCCCAAAAUAUUCGAAUUCAAUAUUCAAAUUCCUGAAGUUCUUUAUGAUGACGUCAUAGAAGUGGACGAGAGAGUACUGAUUUUGGAUCAAACGAAAGAAUUAAUCGGCGAGGGGGCGGAGAUUGAGACAACUAUCAAUGGACUGCAAAUUGUUGUGGAGAAACGGCUCGAGGAGGCGGAGCUUAAGGAGAAUUUGAAAAAGUUGAAGGAAAAGGGAAUCAGAAGUGUUGCUGUGUUGUUUUUACAUAGUUUUAUCUAUCCCAGGCACGAGAAACGUGCCGGUGACAUCGCCAAGGCAUUCGGUUUCGACUACGUCUCCCUCUCUCACCAAGUGAUGCCAAUGAUAAAAGUGGUGCCACGUGGGUUUACAGUAUGCGCCGACGCUUAUUUGACACCUAAAAUCAUGGAGUACUUGGACGGAUUUCAAGCAGGAUUCACCGAUUUGUCAAAUGUCCGAGUCAACUUUAUGCAAAGUGAUGGAGGACUCUGUGAGAUGAAAUCGUUCCGCGGGUCCCGUGCCAUUCUUAGUGGACCCGCUGGAGGUGUCGUUGGAAUCGCCACGACGGCUUAUAAGGAAACGGAUAAAAAACCGGUGAUCGGUUUUGAUAUGGGCGGUACCUCCACAGAUGUGUGUAGAUAUAGUGGACAUCUGGAACAUGUUAUGGAAACGACAACUGCAGGGAUUACGAUUCAGGCACCACAACUCGACAUCCGCACCGUUGCCGCCGGCGGUGGUUCCCGUCUCUUCUUCCGUGACGGCCUGUUAAUAGUUGGUCCAGAAUCAGCAAGUGCCCACCCGGGACCAGUUUGCUAUCGAAAGAAUGGAUAUCUUACUGUAACCGAUGCGAAUUUGGUUCUGGGAAGAAUUCUUCCAGAAUAUUUCCCCAAAAUAUUCGGACCAAACGCUGAUGAGCCAUUGGACAAGGAGGCGUCGUAUAAGGCGAUGGAGGAGAUCACAAAAACUAUAAAUGAGUUUAUGGAGAACGAUCCGAAUUCUGUGAAUCAAAAGUUUACUGUAGAAGAGGUCGCCCUUGGUUUCCUAGCCGUUGCCAAUGAAGAAAUGUGUCGUCCCAUCCGAACUCUCACCCAAUCCCGUGGCUUCAACCCAUCUGAACACGUGCUCGCGUGUUUCGGUGGUGCAGGAGGGCAACACGCGUGUGCAGUGGCAAAAGUGCUGGGGAUUAGUCAAGUGAGAAUCCAUAAGUACGCUUCAUUGCUAUCGGCGUACGGAAUCGCUCUGGCUGAUGUGGUCGAUGAGAGUCAGACGCCAGCGCAGGUGGUUUAUGAGAAAGCAAACUACGCGAAAAUCUACUCCCAGUUCAUGGAUCUUCGUGCAACAUCACUAGCUGGUCUUAAGACUCAAGGAUUCUCGGAAAACCAGAUCGAAACCAAGUAUUUUAUGCAUAUGAGAUACGAGAAGACCGAUACAGCAAUCAUGAUAUCUUAUGACAUUGAAAAACCGGAAGAUUUGAUCUACUUCAACGAGGAAUUCCGAAAAACUUAUCGCCGAGAGUUCGGGUUUGUCCUAGAAGACCGAAAUAUCAUAAUUGAUGACGUGAGGAUUCGUACGCGUGGAAAAUCAGGAUGCCACGUGGAAAAACUAAUCGAUAAGGCACCAGUAGAUCAAAAACUAGCUCGCGCCAAAUCCCAAACUCUGGUCUAUUUCGAAAAUGCAAAAUUCGUGGAGACCGGAGUCUACCUUCUCGAGGAAAUGCUGGCAGGACAGAUUAUCAAUGGUCCAGCUUUGCUUAUCGAUAAAAACAGCACUAUUGUCAUCGAACCGUCGAGUACAGUAACCAUUACACCACAUGGAAAUGUGGAGUUACAAAUUGGGAAUGACGUGGAGAAGGAUUUGACGACGGAGGUGGAUCCGAUUCGUUUGGCGAUUUUUAGUAAUCGAUUCAUGUCGAUUGCAGAGCAAAUGGGAAGAAUAUUACAGAGAACUGCGAUUUCUACUAAUAUUAAGGAACGCCUCGACUUCUCGUGCGCCUUAUUCGCUCCGGAUGGUGGUCUUAUCGCAAAUGCACCGCAUAUUCCAGUCCAUCUUGGUGGUAUGCAGUACACUGUCAAAUUUCAAAUAGACCAUCGAGGCAUCGAAAAUAUCAAGGAAGGCGAUGUCUACCUGGCGAACCAUCCCCUCGCCGGCGGGUGUCAUCUACCGGAUUUUACCGUAAUCACGCCGGUUUUUUUCAAGGGGCACGAGACGCCCGUCUUCUUCAUUGCCAACCGCGGACAUCACGCGGAUAUCGGCGGAUUGGUGCCGGGAAGUAUGCCACCGAAUGCACAUCAUAUCGAUCAAGAGGGAGCAUCGUUCAUCUCGUUUAAGCUAGUGGAUGAGGGAGUAUUCCAGGAGGAAAAACUGAUAGACGCGUUGAAGGCACCUGGCAAGGUGCCAGGAUGCUCUGGAGCAAGAAAUAUUGGGGAUAAUAUUGCGGAUUUGAAUGCACAAAUUGCGGCGAAUCGGAAGGGCAUCCAACUAGUCACCAGUCUCAUCGAGGAGUACUCGCUCGACGUCGUUCACGCCUAUAUGCAACACAUCCAAAACACCGCGGAGCUAUGUGUCCGCGAGAUGUUGAAACGUGUCGGGCGACAAGUUUUAGCGAAAACCGGCAAAAGUCAACUAUCCGGAGAGGACUAUAUGGAUGACGGUACAGUAAUCCAUCUUACCGUAGAUAUUGAUAUCGAGGAGGGCACCGCCGUGUUCGAUUUCGAGGGUACUGGACCAGAAUCUUAUAGCUCUUGUAACGCGCCGAGAGCUGUUACAAUGUCAGCGAUAACGUACUGCUUGAGGUGUCUAGUGGAGAAGGAUAUCCCAUUGAAUAACGGGUGUCUGGCACCGAUUAAAAUCCUGAUCCCUGAAGGGACGAUUCUCUCACCAAGUGCCACAGCGCCAGUGGUCGCUGGCAACGUGUUAACCAGCCAGCGACUUUGUGACGUCAUAUUCAAGACAUUCGACAUAGUGGCUGCUAGUCAAGGGUGUAUGAAUAACUUGGUAUUCGGAGAUGACACAUGUGGGUACUACGAGACAAUCGCUGGCGGAGCGGGUGCCGGAAACGGGUUCGAUGGUCGAAGUGGUGUACAUACUCAUAUGACGAACACUCGAAUUACGGACCCCGAGAUUUUGGAGAACAGAUUCCCGGUGGUUCUCAGGGAAUGGAAACUACGAGAAGGAUCCGGUGGAAAUGGAAAAUGGAAGGGCGGAGAUGGAGUGGUAAGACAGUUGGAGUUCACGAGAAGGCUUACGAUGAGUUUGUUGACGGAGAGACGCGCCUUCGAACCUUACGGCCUCCACGGUGGUCAAAACGGAAAACGUGGCUUGAAUCUGCUGAAACGGAAUGGGCGAGCCGUUAAUAUUGGAUCGAAGGCGAGUUUCGAGAUCGAGAAGGGUGAUGUGCUGUGUAUUCAGACUCCGGGUGGUGGGGGAUAUGGUAGGCCGGAGUAA
Caenorhabditis remanei is the source of this 3771-nucleotide messenger RNA. RefSeq lists its product as uncharacterized. The record is from RefSeq and is a predicted model, not a curated record. Gene Ontology annotation, molecular function: 5-oxoprolinase (ATP-hydrolyzing) activity. Gene Ontology annotation, cellular component: cytosol. The coding region runs from base 1 to 3771 and encodes 1256 amino acids. The transcript is spliced from 10 exons. Gene Ontology annotation, biological process: glutathione metabolic process. NCBI's taxonomy places the organism in Eukaryota, Metazoa, Nematoda, Chromadorea, Rhabditida, Rhabditidae.